AUGUCGCUUCGCGUUCUGCAGUUCGAGACUGUUGGUGGCUGGGCGGCACCGGGCAGCACGUGUCAAAAUGCAGCUCCAAUUCAAGGUUUGUCUGCCAGGCAGCAAUUCGAGUCCAGCUUGACCCAGCAGCGUCUUGACUGCCUUUUAUGUGGCGAGCAGCGCUUUUGCCACCAGCGAAGCAUCACGGAGAAUGUCGAAGAGACCUUUGCGGCAAACUUGUUGUGGGGCACCUAUCUGUUGGGCACUCUGGCAUUACCUCUGUUGCAACUGAGCAACGGGCGGCUCGUCGUUGUGAGCAGUUGGGAGAUGUACGCGACUGCGCUCCCGGCAUUGCCCCAGCUUACCUCAGAUGGCAAGGCUGAAGCUGUGCUGACAUGGUGCGUGUGCCAUGCAUGUCCACCGGAUUCGUCGGCUCAGGAAAGAGUUAAUGCACUAGAUGCUGGCAACUGCCCGGUGACCAAAUUGCGACCCGCUUUGUGGAAUGGGCGUGUCUGCGCAUAUGUGGAUCGCUGUUUCUGCAGCUGCAUGAGCAGCACGAUGGCCGACCAGAUCUUACUUGAUUUGAGCUGUAUUUCCUCGACGAUGUGGGGCUACAAUGAAGAGGGAAACCGAGCCGCACAUGGGAUGCCUCCAGAGGUCGAAGGUCGCGAGGGUGGCCGGCAAGGGGGCCGUGGACCUGCACCAGGCUCCGCCUGGGUGAAGUUCCGGGCCACGCAGGUACUUGGAGGCAGUGCAGCUGGAAUUUUCUCUUCAACUCCGCCUGAAUUUGUUCAGAAGGACAACUCAAAUCAGGAAAGAGAGGCUGAAGAGGUCGAGGCCGUAGCCUGCCGCUUCGGUGACCUGACGUGGAAGCAGCAGGGGGUGCCACCGCCGGACUUCUCGGUCAUCAAUGAUGAUGCUGGUCCGUCGGUUAGAGCAGAGUUGUCUUUGUUCACGAGGCACGGACCGGAAGGUGUGCAUGAAUCGCGCGUGCGUGGGCCCAGGCGCAAGACCGUCCCAGAGGCUCGAAAGGAUGGAAGCCAGCUGCUGCGGGUGGCUUUUGCCACAAAUGGCAGCCGAGCAGACAUCAAGUCGAAGAUCGCCGAACUAGAGGUGACCCAGUGGUCGGCCGCUGACCUGCUUGGAGAGGAUGUGGAUGAGGGGGCCGAGCGACGUCUUCCAGAAUUCACGACCGCCACACAAGCUGAGAAGUUCAAAGAGCAGGAGAAGAGUGUGUCUUCUCUGCGAGAAUGGAUCUAUGCAAAGAAGGAAGAGCAGCUCGAGAACUUCCAGCCCUCUGGACCGAGCUGGUCACUCGCUGGUCAAGCCAUGGCGGUUCCGAGACUGCCAGGCGUGUGGUACGUGCACGAGCGGCAGCAAGAGGGCGGCCGACCCCUCCCGUGGCUGUUUUUCAAUGCUUCAUCGGGGAAGUAUUACCGCCGAGUCCACGGCACAACAGGAUCGUGGGUUCAAGCUGGUACUCCGCACAAUCCGAUCUCAGAGCCGAUCACAAUGCUGACCAGCGUGCUUUGCCAACCAGCUGAGGGUGGUCGCAAGGACGACUUAGCUGUGGCACUUGUGGACCUACCUCGCACAGCACAAGCCCUCAAACAGCCUGUGCCCUUCAUCGACAAGCCCGCUUCGCUUUUUGUCAUGGUGGAUGGCUUGAGGAGCAGCUCCGUGGCCUCGGAGUUCUGUGCGAAACGCUUCCACUCGCAGAUUUUGCCACGGUUGAGCUGCAGGUCGGAUCCGCUAGAAGAUCAUGAGCUGGUGGCCAUCGUUCAGGACAGCCUGGAGUCCUUGGAUUUCGCGUUGCUGGAAAGCACAGCCCGGUACAGCGGUUGCGGCCUGGCCGUGGCACUGUUGAUGGGUCGCAGGCUGGUGGUGGGCACGUUGGGUGACUGCCGAGUCUUCCUCUGUACAAGAGGGUUUCCAGCGAAAGGUUCCACUGCGAAGAGGCCUGCUGGUUGGGAGGCGCGGCAGCUAGCCAAUGGUGAAGAUGCGCGUGCAGCUUCUGCCAAGCGCCUGUCGGAUGCCUAUUCGCGGCUUGAGCCCGGCCCGCUUCGAGCUUCAUCAGCAAGCCCGGAGCUGCUGGCUUCGCAGCCGAAUGAUGUGGAGAGGGCGCUUCUGCGCAUUGACGCCGCCGCGCAUCCGUUUGCUGCACUUGGUUUGUCGGUGGCUGCUUGUCAGGGUGGUAUUUCAAGCCUUCGGCAAGCAGUCGCAGAUUGCGAAGCUGUUCUGACUCCGGCACUGUCCGCUGACGGUCAGCAGGACCGUGCAAGGCGAGCACUCUCAAGAGUGCAAGAAGCAGCCGCCGAAGUCGAAUCCUUCAUGGGAAUGGAUGUUUAUGUCACACAGAUCCUUGCAGAGCUGUACUACCUCAUUGACGAGGAGGGGGGCAUUCCUUCUCCGAAGCGUGCGGCGGCCCUUUUAGGUGUUGAGCCAGGCUGCGGAGAGGCAGCCGCUCAAGCUGGCAUUGACCGGCGUUACCGGGCUUUGCUUGCACAGCUAGCUGCUGUGAGUCCGGGUCACUCACAACGAGCAUUCCGAGUCCUGGCAGAGCUAGCAGAUGCCGCGGCACGUCCUUCAACUCCGCCGUUGUGGAUACCUAGUGGCGAUCGCUCGGUGAGAGUGACAAGAUCCCUUGGUUUUCGGGAUCUCAAGCGGCCAAGGCCACUCGUCGGCCUGGAGCUUUCGUCCGAGAUUGUCCGGUUGGAUGAUGGGCCGCAGCUCCUGGCGCUUCUCUCAGACGGCGCUCGUGGUCUCAGCGAGCAGCGGUUGGCCGAGGUGGCAGCGGUCCACCACAGCCGACCUAAAGCGGCUUCGAUGCGCAUUGCUGCUGAUGCCGCUUCUUCAGCGCAACCAGGUGAAGCAGUUGGCGUGAUUGCAGCUGCCUUGCAGGUUGGUACUGAAACGGAGAGCAAUCCCGCUGCUGAUGCCAAGGGGCCUGAAGCCAAAAAGCGGAAGGUGGAACACGUUACGCCUGGUGGCAAGCGCAAAGUUCGCGUUGCCUCCCUACUGCUGAAGUACGCCGGAGUCAGCGAAGCUGACUCCUACGCACGGCGCAAGGCUCCGGCAAAUCGCUCACAGGUGGAUGCGGAAAAGCAGCUUUUACAGGUCCUUGAGGCUUUGAGCCAGGAUGCCAAGACUGGAGAAGCAAAGGACCUUGGCCUCCGAUUUGCGGCCAAAUGUGAAGCUCUGUCGGACUGCAAGUCUGCAACGAACAAGCCUCACGCAGAUCUUGGGUGGGUAUUGGAAGGCCAAUUCGGCAAAGAUUUCGAUGCGGUGGCCUUCGAUUUGGAUGUUGGCGGCUUGAGCGACAUCUUCACCACAGCUCGAGGGGAGUACGAUGGCUUUCUCGCCUUUGCCUACACAAAGCGAGCCCAGGUGCUUCUUUGCGAACACUGGGCCACGGAGUUUCCGGAAGUGAAAGCUGUCAGCUGCCACCCAGGAUGGGUCGAAGACAGGCUAUCACACGACAUGUACGGAGAAAGUGCCGUGCUAUUGGAGCCAAUGCGUGAUGCUUGGGCAGGUGCCGAGGGCAUCGCGUGGCUGUGCACUACGGCAUCUCGCAACCUCGUUUCAGGUGCUUUCUACUUGGACAAGGAACCACAGAGCAAGCACCUUGCAGGCCCCUUCUUCUCCGAGGGCACAGCAACUCACAACAGCAGCACCGAUGUUCACCUCUUCCUUGUGUGCUUGCAGGAAUGGAGCCAUGGCCAGCGAGUGGCGACAGUGCGGCGUCCUGCAAAGAGUGGCUUCCCUCCACUGCAAGAUGCUGCUGUCACAGAUGGCUCUCGGUUUCAGCUCAACAAGUUCAUGGGCUUUUGGUAUGUCCUCUGGCACAUUCCCAGUACUUUGGACAAGGCGUGGUCUAACAUCGUCAGGGAUUACAAGCUGGACGCAUCGCAGUCGGUGGUCACGGCCCGCCAGAUAAGUCGCGAGGGUGAAAAACGAAUCAUUCACGAGGAGCACCUGGCAGUGAUGGGGUCCCAAUCUGAGUUUCAGCGACAGCCGCAAGUGGGAGCGAGCUCGAGGCUGCUUCCUCGAUACGUGGUGCUUUAUUGCUCUGACAAUGCCAAAGUUGGAAUGAUGGGCACAAGUGAUCGCAGCAAGCUGUGGAUAAUGUCGCGAGAGCCAACUAUGGAGCCGCAAAGUCUGCAAAAGCUUCGUGAACAUGCCAAGAAGUUCGGCUUCAGGCUGACUGACUUGAUCUCGGUGCCGCAGCAGUGGAGACAGGACAAGGCUUCGAAGCAGAACGACCCAGGGUGUUGUCCCCGUGUGUGA
Symbiodinium necroappetens is the source of this 4266-nucleotide messenger RNA. NCBI's taxonomy places the organism in Eukaryota, Dinophyceae, Suessiales, Symbiodiniaceae. The record is from the annotation of a GenBank genome assembly.